This is a messenger RNA of Echinostoma caproni, 555 nucleotides long. NCBI's taxonomy places the organism in Eukaryota, Metazoa, Platyhelminthes, Trematoda, Plagiorchiida, Echinostomatidae. The record is from the annotation of a GenBank genome assembly.
CUGGGCACCUUGCACGUGGCUCUGAACAAUUACGGGGCCGAGGAGGAUCGGUUGGACGGCUCGGGGGAUUCGUUUGAUUGGCAUAAUCAAACCCCAAUCUAUCCACGUCUGCACACAUUGUACUACAGCGAUAACGGGAUCACCAGUUGGUGGACCGUGUGUCGUCUGGGUCGUUUGUUCCCGGGACUGGAACAUUUGGUUCUGUUGGGCAAUCCGUUAUCCCACAUCCCAGCUCCAUUGCCGGCCAAAGAGACAGUGACCGGGGUGAAACCGGUUGACGAGGUCGGUGCGUCGUUGCCCGCGGUGAAUCUGGGUCCCAUCAAACCGACCCCAUUGACCGGAAAAUUGACCAGUGCAACACAAUCGGUCACGUCAGCCGGUUCAGCUUCUCCGAACGGGCUCACUCGGCCGAGUCGUCUUUUUGGUAGUUUGCACACCCUAGGAUUGUCCGAGACCUUGAUCAAUCGAUGGGAAAGUGUGGACGCCCUAGGUGAAUGGAUGCCCAACAUGACCAAUCUCCGACUGGGAAACACAUUACCCGUCUUUCAGGUAUAA